GCCUAUCAAUGAAUUGCAAGAAAUUUGACAGAUAAAAUUAUCAGCAAUUUUUUCCCGAAUUUGUGCGUGUAAAUCGGCGCGAAGCGUUUAUUUUUAUAAACUUAUAGUUUAUAGGUUUAACCUCUAUGAAAAAUGUAAAAUAUGGAAAUCACGAAAGAUGGGUUCUAUUACAGUAAAAAAUUGAUACGCUGCAUGGAUAUUUUCGUCGAGAAGAGCCUGGAUGAAACUGCCAGUUUCAAUCUAGCUCUGAAGAAACUGAUGAAGAUGAUGAUUGGCGAUACGCUAGCUAGUUCGAGUAAACAAAAACCGACGCAGGAGGAAUCAAGAAGUUUUAUAAAAAAGUGGUUACCAAAUAAUUUUUGUCACAAUUAUAUUGUCUCUAAUCCAUCCACAUCACGAACGCACGAAUGUCGACGGCGGCUUGGAUGUGAUUCCCCUGCAAUAAAGUUUUGUGUCCAUGAUUAUAAAUCAGACACCAAAAAGACAGAUAGAAAUGUGGCAAUGGAAUUGUUAAUAGAAAAGUGCAGAGAAUAUUAUCCUGACGCUGGUGCAGAUUUUGCCAAAAGAAAACUAGAUACAUUAAGAGGGUGCUUCAGAAAGGAAUACAAAAAAGUUGCAGACUCUAGGAAAAUAGCAACUAGCUUAGAAGAAGUUUACAAGCCUUCUCUUUGGUAUUACAACUUAUUGUUAUUUACUGUUGGGGAAUCUCCAGAUGAAAGUUUGGAACCUCUACGAGAAUUUAAUAGGUUUUCAUAUUGGAAUCGGGAAUAUACUCUGAUAUUAAUAGAACUGUUCAAGAAAUAUCCAGUAUUGUAUUUGCAUGAGGCAGAAAAUAACAAAGGGAAAAGAGUUACGGCUUUUAAAGAUCUUACAGAGGAAUUAACCAGAGCAACUGGAAAAAAAUUCAGUUUUCUGGAAGUUAGGAAGAAAGUUAGAUUGUUGAGGGACCAGUAUAGAAGAGAGAGGCGAAAAUUGAAGCUUGGAUUGAUCAGGCAGAGUACUUUAUGGUGCUAUGAUCUAUUAAAAUUUUUAAAAAAUAACACUUUAAAAAUAAAUGAGGAGACAAAGGGAUUAAUCGGUUCAGAAUCAGAUUAUGAAAAGGAUUCUGAAAAUGAAACAGAUAACUUUUCGGAUCUAGAAUCUUCUAAAAUUUCCUGUGCAGCUGGUAUUAAAACUGAAACUGAGUUAAAUAAUACUGUGGAAGAAAUUGGCAGAGAUGUCGCUCACAAACUUCGAGAUAUGUCCGAUAUGCAGAGAAAGUAUGCAGAAAGUUUAAUAAAUGAGGUUAUGUAUCAGGGAAUGAUGCAAAACCUGUCUUCAGAAACAAAAUUAUUUAUUUAGGUGCUUUGUUAUAUUUUUUCAAUCUAUAAUUGCAACGUUAAAGGUUACAAUGUAUCAUAAUAAAGAGGCGUGAUGGAAUAUCACAUCCAAAGUGAAAGCAGCACCUGUCUAUCGGUUGUAAAAAGCACUUGAAUUAAUUCACGCAUGCGUAGAUUAUCCAUCCUGGUAAUUUUUUGAUAUUAAUUAUGAGAGUGCUUAACAUUUAGUUUAUUUUUAACGUGAAUGACGAUGCGUACUUGAUUUUUUUUUGCGUCAACAAUGUGAAAAUAGUAUUUUAUUUUUAAUAGCCAAAAACA
Cylas formicarius (sweet potato weevil) is the source of this 1637-nucleotide messenger RNA. RefSeq lists its product as uncharacterized. Lineage: Eukaryota; Metazoa; Arthropoda; Insecta; Coleoptera; Brentidae. The transcript has 8 exons. The record is from RefSeq and is a predicted model, not a curated record. The coding region runs from base 142 to 1341 and encodes 399 amino acids.